Messenger RNA from Rhodamnia argentea, 483 nucleotides. RefSeq lists its product as uncharacterized. The transcript has 3 exons. Lineage: Eukaryota; Viridiplantae; Streptophyta; Magnoliopsida; Myrtales; Myrtaceae. The record is from RefSeq and is a predicted model, not a curated record. The coding region runs from base 21 to 326 and encodes 101 amino acids.
CACCUUUUGUUCAGUUAUAUAUGCUUGCAUCUUCUUCAAUAAUGGAACUCAAACCUGCUCGUAUCUGUUUUCAGAAUCAUAAUCAAACACACUCGAACAUGUCUGAUUGGGAUUAUCUUCCUAAACACACUUCGGUGCCUGCAAAUUCUUGCACGGGUCCACCAGCAGUUCCUGUGAAUACCAUGUCCAUGGAAGAUGCUCAAGGUCAAGGAGGCCUCAGAGGUGUUGCUCAUCCUGAAGAUCAAACUAUGUCCAAAGGAGACGGGUUUUGCAGAGGAUUUUGUGCUGGUUUGUGUUGCUACUGUUGCUUGGACAUGUGCUUUUAGCUCGGAGAUGAGGAAGAGAAGAUUCAUUUGGUUUUUGCAUCAUAGAAUGUGAAAGUUCUUCAGUUUCUUGCUGUGACCUGUAAAUGUAAUGUGGAAUAAUGACACUUCUGUUUUCCAUGCAUAAGAAUUUAUGUCUUUGAUAAUAAGCAUUGGUGAG